AUGGGCCAGGACGAGCGCUGUAUUGUGUGUGGUUAUGCUGAUGGCGCUGUUGUCGCCUACGCGCUGCAUUUCGGUGUUGCUGAUGGCUGCAAGAGUCUUGUGGGGUUGGACAAGCAAGCCCGAGAACGCGAGCGCGCUGCCUUGGCACAGGCGACCAAGCGCGACUUGCUCCGCAACAAAAGACGGGAGGAGCUUCUACCAGCUUUUAUGCGUGGAAAUGGCGGUGCUGAAGGCACCCUGUGGGCACGCCAGGGAAAGUCUGCAAUGCCCGAGGAGCCUUGCAUCACGCACAUGCAGGAGCGGUUUUCGCUGCUGAAGCAAACGUGCGUCAGUGGUGACGAGAAGGCAACCUGCUGGACUUCGUUCGAGCGAGUUGGAGAAUCGUGGAGUCGACUGGGCUUCCAGCGUCCAGACCCUACCACUGACUUCCGUGCGGGUGGCAUGUUGAGUUUGGACUGCUUGGUCUACUUCGCAUCACACUACACGUCCCACGCUGUGCGCAUGGUAACGAGCCAAGUUCCCGGAUCGCACGACAACACGUAUCCGUGGGGUCCUGCAGGCAUCAAUGUGACGUGCAUGGUGGCCCGUCUCUUCUGGAAGUUCGACGGCGAGCUUGUUCGUGAACGACAAGCCAAUUGGCCCUUGUUCUAUGACAGCGAGGCCUUCCACCUGCUCUUCUCGGAGGUGUUUGUUCUUUUCGACUUCCUCUGGAACGAGAUGAACGCCAACUAUGGCAACUUCUCCAUGGUUAUUCAGGCGACCAGCGAUCGGAUCAUGGAUGUUCUUGAAGAUGCUCAAGGCGACAUCAACGUCAUUUUGAUGGAGCUACGCUCGCAGAGUCUGUCGACGACGGGCAAGCAACGACGAGCCUCGUCGCGGUCUAUGGAGGAUUUCCUCACAACCAUCAACACAAACAUCACCGAUGCCUCCGCUGCGGUCAACGAGGGACUCACCGCCUCGGACGGCUCCAGCUUCCCGCCGUCCACCCCGCCUGACAAGUCGCCACGGUCCUCGUGGUCAUUCACCUCUCAGGUCUCGCAGUCUCCGGCGCCAGUUGCCACGGGCAAUUUGGUGCCUGACUUGAAUGACCCCUUCGCUGGCAACGAUAUCCGAGGGUUCGAGGAGAAGCCGCCGUCGCCGCCGCCAGUGCAGAGUGACGAUCCCUUUGCGUGCUUGAUGUAA
This is a messenger RNA of Phytophthora sojae, 1182 nucleotides long. RefSeq lists its product as hypothetical. NCBI's taxonomy places the organism in Eukaryota, Oomycota, Peronosporomycetes, Peronosporales, Peronosporaceae. The transcript has 5 exons. The record is from RefSeq and is a predicted model, not a curated record. The coding region runs from base 1 to 1182 and encodes 393 amino acids.